Molecule: messenger RNA, 3066 nt
Organism: Amyelois transitella
Lineage: Eukaryota; Metazoa; Arthropoda; Insecta; Lepidoptera; Pyralidae
Exons: 1
Coding region: 22-1953 (643 amino acids)
Molecular function (GO): protein binding
Source: RefSeq, a predicted model, not a curated record
AUAACCUACCAGGGACGAAAGAUGCUUAGAAAUUCAUUAAAAGAAGUUAGUAGGCAAUCCAUUUUUACUCCGAAAACUGAUAACACCUCAAUUUCUUGGCACAAUUCUCUGUUCUCCGUAUGUACGCCGAAAGACUUACAUGUUUUUGAAUUUUCUUACGACCUCAAAUGUGUUGACAAAAGAUUAGAUUUCGUCGAGUCUAUUAUUCAAACGCCGAAGUUAAGUCCUGCUACGUACUUGACAUCAAAUAAUUUUAUCAGGUUUGGUGUAAGUAACUUUGAAAUUUCCCAACUUAUUGUUGAUCCAUCAUUAUGGCCACACAACUCGCAUAUUGUCCAAGAAAUGGCUUGUAUUAUAGACUGUAAAUGGUUGCCUGAUGGUUUUUGUUUCAAUGGUGAGCCAUUAUUGGCUGUAUUAAAUAAUAUUGGAAAUGUAAACAUAUUUGGAAAAAACAAAAGAUCAUGGGAAAGUCUACUUGAUUUGUCUGAGUGUGUGAACAAAGAAUUACACUUGGAAUUACCAAACUGUGUGCAAGAUUUAAAGAUCAAAGCGGAUGCAGUAGAAUCUAGUGCCAUGUGUUUUGCACCAACAAGUAAAAACGAAUCUUGCUAUAUAGCCAUGGGACAGAAAAAUGGGAGCAUCUUGUUAUGGUCUCUUCAUAUGGAAAAAAAAAUUAAACUCCAAGCAGCUUAUCAAAGCUGCAUAAAAUCUGAUAGUAAUGAAGUGAAAUCAAUAUUAUGGAUUGAUAAGGGUAAUGAAAAUUUUUUGUUAGUAGUUUCCAAUAUAGUUGGGCAAAUCUUUCUCUACGACUGUAUAGUAAAUAGAAAUAUUAAAGUCUUGAAAACUCAUUUUAUUUGGCCUCAAAAGGAUAAAAUGAUUGCUCAGUGUUUGUGUCACACAUAUAUAAAUAAUAAAUUGAUUUUGUUCUUUAACAAACAUAGACAUUUUGUUGUUGUAAUGUUGGAUAAGGAUUACAAGGUUAUAUCACAAUUUGCUGAAGUUGUAAAUGAUUACAAAAUAUGCUCCAUUGCAGUUAAUUUAAAUGAAAUGAUCCUAGGAACUGCAAAUUUUCAAUUAUAUAGAAUAACCAUUGAUGUCAUCAAUGAGAACCUUGAUGUGAGAUAUGAUUUGAUUGAAAUAAAAGACACUUACAACAACUAUGAGUUACAUGACUUGAGUUUCUCUAAGAACAAUCAAGUGAUUGCUGGGGUUGUUGUAGACAGAUCAGUAAAUAAUAGAAUAAAAUCUAGUUGUAUUAAUAUUAUACUUUUUUCUAAUGACUCAAAUACUGAUAACAUGUCAUAUCUACUUGACAAUAAAGUCCAAUCAAUAAUUAAUUUAUGGGAUGCCAUAGAACUGUUGCGAUUAAAGAUUGUAAAAUCUAAAUCUUUGCCGACAACAGAAUUGAAUAACAUAAUUACAGAUGGUAACAUUGAUCUUUAUAAAUUAAAACUGUAUUUAGUUGUUGCAACAAUAUGGUGCAAUUUAGAAUAUAAUCUAAAAGUCCCAAGGGGAUUAUUACCAAAAAAUAUUGAAUUUGUCAAAGAGAAAAUUAUGUUAAAACAUGCACAGUCUCAACUUCAUGAGUUACAAAAAUCAAUAUCCCAUAAUAAUAUUACUGAUUUUGAUAAAGAAAUGUUUAUUGGUACAAAGAGAUAUUUAAUAUAUUACAGUAGAAAGUACAAUGUAGCUUUGGAAAAUUUAGUAUCGCUUACACUAUAUAAUUCUGUGGAAUGUGAAAGUAAAUAUAUUUGUCAAUGUUGUGAUAAUGUAAUUGAAGGUUUCUCAUGCAGCAGUGGUCAUAUAAAUAUGUUUUGUCCCAUAUCUUUUUUACCAAUAGAAACAAGUGACUAUUUAACGUGUGUAGUAUGUAAGAUUACAGUUCGAUUUGAGUUAUAUCACAAACAAACCAAAUGUAUAUUUUGUGAUCGAUAUUUGCAGAAAUAUUUAUAAAUAAAAACAAUUUUUUAAUGAUAGAUUUUAUUUAUUAUUUUUAUAAUAUACAAUGUCUUCAAAAAUGUAUCACAUUAUAUGCAAAGAAUACUGCUAGGCAUAAUCAAAAGAUCAAAUAUUAAAUUAAGUUUUAUUUUACAAUCAGAAUUCAAUAACUAACUUUUGUAUUAUCUUUACAUAGAACAUUUUGUACAAAAUGCUGUGCAGGUCCAUAAUGACGAAUUUCCAAAAUGUUCCCCGAUUUCAAUAUGUGCCCUCACUAUUAGGAGCAAAAGUUUAUAUGAAACUAAUUCACACAAAAAUGUUAUUUUUGGACGUCUGUCGAAGUUCGUGACUUGUGUUACGAGAUAUUUACUCAACGAUACCAAAACUUGAGUGUAGUUUUCACAUUUAAUUAACUAAAUCCUUCAGCUUCCGCCGGUCUAUCUUGCCCGACGGUAGAAGCGGCAUUUCUUUGAGAAACAGCACGCCUCCCCGUAAUUGUUUCGCAUCUGAUAGAUUAUCUGUGAAUAAAAACCGGGAUUAGUAUUAUUUUGUAAUACUAUGACGGUUUAGGUAGAUAUAUGUUAUCGUUGUAAACACGUUCCUUUUAAACUUUCUUUAAUGUAAGCUAUUUCCCGAAAAACGGAAAUAAAGACUAUAGGACUUGACCACAAUGCACGGCUUGGCACGGCACGUUCUAGAAUUCUCCGCAUCGAUCGUGUUGUUCUGGUACUGCGUGACGAAGAUUGGCAACCUAUACACGCAACAGUACGCAAAAACAAUUCGAAGGUACGGAAACUACGAUGCGUCCAUAUCUGCGUUUACCUGAUUAUUUCGAAGUACGACUUCGCUGCCAACAUACAUAGGUAAAUGUAAACACAGGCCAGAGACAUUUUCGGCGUGACCGUGGAAUUCCGUGGUCGUAAAAAGAUUUUCGUUUCUCACUUCGUUCAGUGUUUACCUUUCACUAAAUUAAUUAUAUCUUCAGCCUUUACGUCACUCCCUGGUUGAGGUACAACAACCGCUAUAGGCAAAUCCCCAAACUCUGGAUCUGGUCUGCUAGUCACCACCACGUCAAGAAUUCCUGGAUGUGUGUGUAUCACUUCCUCCAAUUCCAUAGGGGAUAUCUGA